Molecule: messenger RNA, 516 nt
Organism: Lathyrus oleraceus (garden pea)
Lineage: Eukaryota; Viridiplantae; Streptophyta; Magnoliopsida; Fabales; Fabaceae
Exons: 2
Coding region: 1-516 (171 amino acids)
Source: RefSeq, a predicted model, not a curated record
AUGGCUUGCACUAAAGUUCAAAAGGUGCAGUUCGAUACUCAUAUGAUAUCAGAGGAGGCUGAAGACAAGUGGGAGAAUGCACGUCAGAGACUAAAGGUUGUUGAGGACGUGCGCAGUAAAAAGGAGAUCGAGUUCCUCAAGCUAAAGCAUGGAAAUAUGACAGUUGCUGAGUAUGUUGCUAAGUUCGAAGAGAUGUUGAAGUUUUGUCCACACUACAAUGGUGCGACUGUUGAGGGGUCGAAGUGUAUCAAGUUUGAAAAUGGAUUGUGUCCUGAGAUCAAGCAAGGCAUUCAAUAUCAGGAGAUUUGUCGAUUCCAUACGCUGGGGAAUAAAUGUAGGAUAUAUGAUGAGGAUAGCAGGGUCUGUUCUGCUCACUAUAAGAGCCUUAGUGAGAAUAAAAGGAAGAAUCAGUAUCGUGGAAAAUUGUAUAAUGCUCCAACUGAAAAAGGGAAGCAGAAGGCUUUAGAUGAGAAAAGAACAAGUGGGGGAGAGUCUCACUUAUAUCAAGUGCUUUAA